AUGUGGAGAAAUGGUAUUGUGUAUAGAGCAGUGAAAAAUUUUGUGCGACAUAAUAGUACCAAUAAUGCUGCUAAGAAUUUGAAAUCUAUUAAGGUCGAGGAUAUUCAGAAUAGGAUUGAAAAUAUACCAAUUGAGAACUACCGUAACUUUUCAAUUGUGGCCCACAUUGAUCAUGGUAAGUCCACUUUAUCUGAUAGAUUACUUGAAAUAACUGGGGUUAUAAGCAAAACUGAAGGUACAUCUGGACAACGAGUUUUAGAUAAAUUAGAGGUCGAAAAAGAGAGAGGGAUUACCAUCAAGGCUCAAACAUGCUCAAUGAUUUAUAAUGAUAAAAGGAAUGGUCAAGAUUUUCUUUUGCAUUUAAUUGACACUCCAGGUCAUGUCGAUUUUAGAGAUGAGGUUUCAAGAUCAUAUAAAGCGUGCAAUGGUGCAAUAUUAUUAGUCGAUGCAUCAAAAGGUGUUCAGUCACAAACUGUAGCAAAUUUUUAUUUGGCAUACAGUAUGGGAUUGAAAUUGAUCCCUGUAAUAAAUAAGAUAGAUUUGAACGUAGCAGAGGUUGAAAAAACAGCAGGACAAAUUGAAUCUACAUUUGAAAUGUCACAGGAUGAAAUUAUUAAAGUUAGCUCAAAAUCAGGUAUAAAUAUUCAAGAAAAGCUUUUGCCUGCUGUGAUUGAUAGAAUACCUCCACCAACUGGUAUCAAGAAUAAGCCAUUCAGAGCUCUCUUGGUUGACUCAUGGUAUGAUUCAUAUCUAGGUGUAGUAUUACUAGUUCAUGUAGUUGAUGGAUCUAUCAAAAAAGGUGAUAAAAUUUCUAGUGCAAUUACUCAAAUGAAGUAUGAAAUUAAAGAAAUUGGUAUUAUGCACCCAGAUAGAGUUAAUACUGGUAAAUUAACCACGGGUCAAGUAGGUUACAUAGUUCCUGGCAUGAAAAAUUCUCAAGAUGCUAAAAUUGGUGAUACUUUUAUGAAAGUUGGACUAGAGUCACAAACAGAAAUCCUACCUGGAUUUGAAGAAACAAAACCUAUGGUCUUUGUUGGUGCGUUCCCAGCAGAUGGUGUCGAAUUCAAGGCACUUGAUGACGAUAUCAAUAGGUUAGUUUUAAACGAUAAAUCAGUUACAAUUGAAAUGGAGAAUUCUAAUGCCUUGGGACAAGGUUGGAGAUUAGGAUUUCUUGGUUCCCUACAUGCAUCUGUUUUUAAAGAAAGAUUGGAAAAGGAAUAUGGGUCACAAUUGAUUAUUACUCAACCCACAGUUCCAUAUUUAAUUGAAUAUGAAGAUGGUACCAUUAAGGAAGUUACUAAUCCAAACGAAUUUCCUACAAAUCGUAAAGCAAAAGGUGUAAAGAGUAUUGCCAAUGUACAAGAACCGUAUGUUGAAGCUAUAAUGACUUUGCCUGAUGAAUAUUUAGGUAAUGUGAUUACUCUUUGUGACAAUCAUCGUGGUAAACAAGUUGAAAUCAAGUACAUGGAUAGUGGUCAAUCAAAUGCGAUUAAACAAGUAAUGCUAAGGUAUGAAAUACCAUUAUUUGAACUAGUAGAUAAUUUUUUUGGAAGAUUGAAAUCCGUUAGUCAAGGUUAUGCUACUUUAGACUAUGAAGAUAUUGGAUUCCGUCCAUCUGAUAUUGUCAAAUUAGAAUUAUUAAUCAAUGGAACCACUAUUGACGCAAUAACCAGUAUAUUGCAUAGAUCCAAAGUUAAUAAAGUUGGUACAGAAUGGGUUAAAAAUUUUAAAAAAUAUGUUAAAUCCCAACAGUAUGAAGUUGUUAUCCAAGCAAGGAUUAAUAAUUCAAAGAUUAUCGCUAGGGAGACAAUUAAAGCUAGACGUAAGGAUGUCUUAGCCAAGUUACAUGCAAGUGAUAUAACAAGACGUAAGAAACUGUUAGUCAAGCAGAAAGAAGGUAAAAAAAAAUUGAAAAUGAGGAGUAUAGGUAAUAUUCAAAUCAAUACAGAUGCAUAUCAAGAAUUUUUAAGGAGAUGA
Messenger RNA from Vanderwaltozyma polyspora DSM 70294, 1977 nucleotides. RefSeq names its product GTPase GUF1 (gene GUF1). Gene Ontology annotation, molecular function: GTPase activity; mitochondrial ribosome binding; GTP binding. The coding region runs from base 1 to 1977 and encodes 658 amino acids. The transcript has a single exon. Gene Ontology annotation, cellular component: mitochondrion. Gene Ontology annotation, biological process: positive regulation of translation. The record is from RefSeq and is a predicted model, not a curated record. NCBI's taxonomy places the organism in Eukaryota, Fungi, Ascomycota, Saccharomycetes, Saccharomycetales, Saccharomycetaceae.